Daphnia pulicaria is the source of this 1229-nucleotide messenger RNA. Its product is annotated as MYG1 exonuclease-like. Gene Ontology annotation, cellular component: nucleus; cytoplasm. Lineage: Eukaryota; Metazoa; Arthropoda; Branchiopoda; Diplostraca; Daphniidae. The record is from RefSeq and is a predicted model, not a curated record. The transcript is spliced from 5 exons. The coding region runs from base 83 to 1171 and encodes 362 amino acids.
ACCUUGGCUCAAAUUACCAACCAGUUGAGGCCAGGCCAGUUACUCGAAUCUGCCGGUUCCGCGUGGUCAGUGGGCACGUCACAUGCAAUCCACGUUCAGAUAUUUAUUAAAUAGAUCAUUUGUAUCAUUUACAAAGUGUAAACUACUGCCAAUGAGCGCCGAGAAGAAAAUGAAUGAUCGAAAAGUUAUUGGAACUCACGAUGGGAAAUUUCAUUGUGAUGAAGUGCUUGCUUGUGCAAUGCUUAAACUCCUGCCACAAUAUGCUGAUGCCUUAGUGAAAAGGACUCGCAAUGCGACCAUUUUAGAUACUUGUGAUAUUGUCGUUGAUGUUGGUGGAGUGUUUGAUCCCAGUGUUCACCGAUAUGACCAUCAUCAAAGAUCUUUUCAGGAGUCCUUUUCCACAUUGAAACCAGGCUUCCCAUGGGUUACUAGACUAUCAAGUGCUGGGUUAGUGUAUGUCCAUUUUGGUCAGGAAAUCAUUUCUCAAGUUCUAAACAUGCCAGUUGACUCUAAAUUGGUGCAAGAAACUUACAAGAGAGUAUAUGAAGGAUUUAUUGAAGAAAUUGAUGCAAUCGAUAAUGGUAUUUCAACACAUGAUGGUGAAGGACGGUACAAGAUCACUACAAAUCUAAGUUCCAGAGUUGGUAACCUAAACCCAAAGUGGAAUCAGACAGAGACAGAGGAAGAUGUUACAACCAAGUUUAAUCAAGGAAUGGAAUUGGUCAAGGAAGAGUUUUUGGACAAAAUUAAUUAUUUUGGCAAAUGCUGGUGGCCAGCUAGGGAGUUGGUUGUCAAAUCCAUCGAGGAUCGUUUUUCUGUUGACGAAAGUGGCCAAAUAAUCGAAUUCAACAAUGGAGGAUGCCCAUGGAAAGAGCAUUUCUUUCAGCUAGAGAAGAAAAUGGGGUUGGACGUUGGCGAUAAGAAGAUUUUGUACAGUAUAUAUCCAGAUUCUAACGGUAGUUGGAGGAUCCAAGGCGUUCCCGUUUCGUCUCAUUCUUUCGAACUGAGAAAAGCUUUACCUGACCAAUGGAGAGGUCUGCGAGACAAAGAGUUGGAUCAAAUGUCUGGUAUCGAUGGCUGUGUUUUUAUUCACGCUUCCGGAUUCAUUGGAGGCCACUCAACACGUGCAGGUGCACUAGAAAUGGGUAGGAAAGCUCUCGCUAUAAAUUGAAAAGUUAUCAUGUAAUCAUCAUCAUUCAACUAAGAAAAUACACGUUACAACAACGCUA